UUGAAACUCAUAAUUCAACAUUCAUCACUUGUACUACUUGUUAUCACACCAAAUGCAAUCUUUAUAGUCUUACCUGUAUAUAUUAAUUUAGUGCACGAAGAUGGUUAAACCCUUUUGGAGAAUAGGUUCCGGUACUGAGAGAAGUAAGAUCAGUCCAACAAAGAAUGAUGGCUUGACAUGGUAUAAAGACCUUGGCCUUCACGCCUUUGGAGAGUUUUCAAUGGCGAUGAUCCAAGCCAACAGUGUGAUGGAAGAUCAGUGCCAGAUCGAAUCAGGGCCAUUGACGUUCAACAACCUUGCAGUUCAAGGCACGUUCGUUGGAGUUUACGAUGGUCAUGGAGGUCCAGAGGCUUCUAGAUUCAUUGCAGACAACCUCUUCCCCAACUUAAAGAAGUUUGCCUCAGAGGGUGGAGAGAUAUCAGAGGAGGUGAUCAGGAACGCAUUUUCAGAGACGGAUGAAGAUUUUCUCAUGGCGGUGAAGAAGCAAUGGCGGAAGAACCCACAGAUGGCAUCAGUGGGGUCAUGUUGCUUGGCGGUAGUGAUAUGCAACGGUCUGGUGUACAUGGCAAACGCAGGAGACUCAAGGGCUGUGUUGGGACGAUAUGAGAGAGGUGGUGGAGUGAGAGCUGUUCAGUUAUCAGUAGAGCACAAUGCCAAUGUAGAGUCCGCGAGGCAAGAGCUAUGGUCAAUGCAUCCUAAUGACCCUAACAUCCUUGUGAUGAAGCACCGCAUGUGGCGUGUGAAAGGCAUCAUCCAGGUCACAAAAUCAAUAGGGGAUGCAUAUCUCAAAAGAGCAGAGUUCAACAGAGAGCCCUUGCUGCCCAAAUACAGAGUAGCAGAAUAUUUCACCAAGCCAAUCCUUAGCGCAGAUCCAUCAGUCACGGUUACUAGGCUUAAACCAGAAGACGAGUUUAUGAUUCUUGCUUCAGAUGGGCUUUGGGAGCAUCUUAGCAACCAGGAAGCUGUUGAUAUUGUACAUAGCUCCCCUCGCCAAGGAAUUGCAAGGAGACUACUCAAAGCUGCACUGAAGGAAGCAGCAAAGAAAAGAGAGAUGAGAUACUCUGACUUGCAAGAGAUCCUUCCUGGUGUCCGAAGGCAUUUCCAUGAUGACAUAACUGUUAUUGUGGUCUAUCUCAACACACAAACCAAUGGUUGGGCUUCUCCACUGUCAAUUAGAGGUGGCUACCCAUGAACCUAUCUAUCACUACAUUAUUGCCUGUGUCGUGCCUAAGAGGCAGAAGAAAUUGGAACCGGCAGCAUGAACCACAUAAUUAGUAUAGCUAGAACAAAUAUUUAUAUCUUUGAUAAUGUUAUGUUGUUUUUUUAUGAAAACAUAAAUUCAAAUUUACCCCUGUAUGCAAUUACACAGGAGGGACCUCAUCAAUUGUCAAUGCUGGUAGUUUUUCAGAAGCAAUAAAAUAGUGUUUUGAGCA
Messenger RNA from Brassica napus (rape), 1433 nucleotides. RefSeq names its product probable protein phosphatase 2C 67. Gene Ontology annotation, molecular function: cation binding; protein serine/threonine phosphatase activity. Gene Ontology annotation, biological process: protein dephosphorylation. Lineage: Eukaryota; Viridiplantae; Streptophyta; Magnoliopsida; Brassicales; Brassicaceae. The transcript is spliced from 4 exons. Bases 101 to 1192 code for a protein of 363 amino acids. The record is from RefSeq and is a predicted model, not a curated record.